Molecule: messenger RNA, 3046 nt
Organism: Laetiporus sulphureus 93-53
Lineage: Eukaryota; Fungi; Basidiomycota; Agaricomycetes; Polyporales; Laetiporaceae
Product: DNA helicase
Exons: 15
Coding region: 114-2714 (866 amino acids)
Biological process (GO): transcription initiation at RNA polymerase II promoter; nucleotide-excision repair
Cellular component (GO): nucleotide-excision repair factor 3 complex; transcription preinitiation complex; transcription factor TFIIH holo complex
Molecular function (GO): hydrolase activity; DNA binding; 3'-5' DNA helicase activity
Source: RefSeq, a predicted model, not a curated record
GGUCAUCUUGAGAGGCAACCUCUGUUGCUCCGUAACCUUCACGGACCUAGCAGCGCAGUUUACGAUCUUCUGUGCUCUAGAUCUCACACAAGGAUCGACUGGCGCAGCACAGAAUGCCCAUGAAGCGUUCAGCAGAAGAUUCGUACUACCCGUCCAAGCGAUCCAGGAAAGGCAAGGACGACGACGAGUACAUAAAUAUUGAUGAUGAUGACUACGCGGAGCUGCAAUCACCUCCAGAUACGUCUCUUGUACCUCGAGGCGCAACGAUCAAGUUCAGUGCCCUUACGCGCAAGCUAGCGGAAGCGAAGAAGACGAAAGGUGCCGAGGAUGGGCAGAAUGAGGGCAGCCUUAGCCAGCACCGGCGGCAACAAGACAAUCUCGUUUCACACAUAUUCAUGGACCAGGAUUUCUCGUGGUUGCACCUGAAAGCUGAUCACGCAUCGCGCCCACUUUGGAUCAGCCCUGAGGACGGUCACAUCAUUCUUGAAGCGUUUUCUCCCAUUGCGGAGCAGGCGCAAGACUUCCUUGUUGCUAUUAGCGAGCCUGUCAGCAGACCGGCCUUCAUUCACGAAUACAAGCUCACUUCGUACUCGCUAUAUGCUGCCGUAUCCGUCGGACUACAAACCGAGGACAUAAUAGAAGUGUUGAACCGAUUGUCGAAGGUGCCUGUACCGGAGAGCAUUGUAACCUUCAUCCGGGAACGGACACUGUCUUACGGCAAGGUCAAACUCGUGCUGAAGCACAACAAAUACUAUGUCGAAUCAUCACAUCCAGAGACCCUGCAGAUCCUGCUGAAGGACAAGACCAUUCGCGAUGCCCGUGUCCACUCCCAGCCCACCGAUAACAGCAUCAAAGCCGCAACGUUUACCACUUCAAAAGCGCCUGUUAAGGGAAACCUUGUCAUCCCUGGUGCUAGAGAGGCUGAGAAGAAGAAGGAUGAUGUUGCUGCAGGCAAGGGAACUGCGGCCGCCGGUCGUACUAAUACGGAUGCCGAGCUGUUCACUUCCGUUGUCGGUGUAGACGCUGAUGAGGUAGAUGAGGACGACGAGAACGUUCACGCCUUCGAGAUCGAUGAUGCAAAGAUCGACGAUGUGAAAAAACGGUGUAACGAGCUCGAAUACCCAAUGCUCGAGGAAUAUGAUUUUCGAAAUGACACGGUCAAUGCCAAUCUUGACAUCGAUCUCAAGCCCUCGACCGUCAUCCGACCAUAUCAGGAAACGAGCCUGAGUAAGAUGUUCGGCAAUGGCCGUGCGCGUUCUGGCAUCAUUGUCCUACCAUGCGGUGCGGGUAAAACCCUUGUGGGCAUUACCGCAGCGUGUACCAUCAAGAAGUCAUGUCUUGUCUUGUGCACUUCAUCGGUGUCCGUGAUGCAAUGGAAGCAGCAGUUCAUGCAGUGGUCGAAUGUCACCGACCGCCAAAUUGCCGUUUUCACGGCCGAUCAGAAGGAAAAGUUCGCCGGCGAUAGUGGAAUAGUCAUCUCGACUUAUUCAAUGGUCGCGAACACACACAAUCGGUCACAUGAGUCAAAGAAGAUGAUGGAAUUCCUCACGUCGCGAGAAUGGGGGUUCAUUCUGCUCGACGAGGUGCAUGUCGUGCCCGCAGCCAUGUUCCGCAGGGUCGUAACGACCAUCAAGGCACACUCGAAGCUCGGACUAACAGCGACCCUGGUCCGCGAGGACGAUAAGAUCUCUGACCUCAACUACAUGAUCGGGCCGAAGCUAUAUGAGGCGAACUGGAUGGACCUCGCCGCCAAAGGGCAUAUUGCGAACGUUCAGUGCGCGGAGGUGUGGUGUCCUAUGACGCCGGAAUUCUACCGCGAAUACCUGCGCGAGCAGUCGCGCAAACGCAUGCUGUUGUAUUGUAUGAAUCCGCGAAAGUUCCAGGCGUGCCAGUUCCUCAUAAAAUACCACGAGGACCGCGGCGAUAAGAUUAUUGUCUUCUCUGAUAAUGUCUAUGCGCUGGAGGCAUAUGCCAAGAAACUCGGGAAGCUGUAUAUCCACGGCGGCACCGGGCAGGUGGAGCGCAUGAGAAUUCUGCAAUGGUUCCAGCAUAGCCCGGACGUCAACACCAUCUUCUUAUCCAAAGUUGGCGACACGUCCAUCGACUUACCGGAAGCCACAUGCCUCAUUCAGAUAUCUUCCCACUUCGGGUCCAGACGGCAAGAGGCACAGCGGCUGGGACGCAUCCUCCGCGCUAAGCGGAGAAACGAUGAGGGCUUCAACGCGUUCUUCUAUUCUCUCGUCUCCAAGGAUACCCAGGAGAUGUUCUAUAGUACGAAGCGCCAGCAGUUCCUCAUCGAUCAGGGUUAUGCGUUCAAGGUGAUCACCCAUCUCGACGGACUGGACAACCUUCCGGACCUGGUCUACAAGUCGCGCGACGAACAGAUUGAGCUGCUCUCUUCAGUGCUGCUCGCGAACGAGAGCGAGGCUGAUCUCGGAUCGGACGUGCGUGCAGGCGAGGGAGACCUGGCGGGGACGAUCACGUCGAAGGACUUUGGGCUGCCGACCAAGUUCCCGGGAGUGCAGCGGACGGCGGGCUCGCUCACGGCGCUCAGCGGCGGACAGCACAUGUCGUACGUCGAGCAGAACAAGUCGGCAAACAAGAAGCUCGCGCGGGAGGCGCCGUCCCGGCACAAGCUGUUUGCGAAGCGGGACAAGGAGCUUGCGGCAGCACGCAAAGAGGCGAGGGCACUCGCGAAGGCACAGGGUGCAUAGGGAUGAGACGCUGCGUUUGCACGCUGCUGAUGGGCUCCCCAUUUGGGGUAGCGUCGGCUGAGGGACCACGUUUACGAGGACUGUUACCGUAUAUCAUUUGUAUAAUUUGCACAUUUACGGCUGGCGUCAUGCAUAGAGAUCAUUACAAAUUCCAGCAGGAUAUGAUGACCGACAUCGUAUGAUCGGGGCGAGUGUGAAGGGUGCUCUUUUCGCUAAAGGGUUUGCAGCCGUGCUGGCGAGACAUGCAGGGACGACGAGAAGAGCUAGAGCUUCAUAAAAGUGAGGGCAGGUGGACACGCCCGUAAAGGGGAGCGGGAGCGGAGAGUGAUCGA